ACACAUAAUUUUCGGGUGGCAUGGGAAUAGUCUGUUUGCCAGAAUAAUAUCGUGUUAAGCAGAGCUAUGUGUUAAAAGCUAAUAGAUCAUUGAAGAUGCUACACAUUGAAUCUUGUGGUUCAGACUUUGAAUGAUACAUUUUAGUUUAGUUUUUUGUUUAAUUGGGCUACAGUUGUGACCCUCUCGUUUAUGCGAACCUACAACAGCAUUAAAGCAGUACGCACACAUCCGAACAAGUAUAUUCAUGCUGCUAUAAUAAGACAACAUCGUGUAACGACAGGGCGCCCUUAUCACGACGCUAAGCAAUAUGUUGUGUGAGUAUUGCAAGUGGACCGGUUUGUUUUAGCACAAGACGGAGCCAGACGAGACGUAUAUAAAUCGCGCUCGCGAGAGCAAGUGGCAUCAUAAACAUUUCACUGCUUGAACCAAGCGACCGUACAGCACUCGACCAGAUCAUCUGCUCUGGCUCAUCUUCUUUCCUAACAUAUUCAACAUGGUAGCUACGGAACACGCAACCGGUCCAGCAGAGCGGCUGGAGCACAUUCCGCAGCAACCCUUGCACCAGGUAGACACGCCUUUUGAGAAGGCUACCUUCGGCAUGGGUUGCUUUUGGGGAUGUGACUCGCUCUUCGGAGCCACUAAAGGUGUUCUGCGUACACGAGUCGGUUAUGCGGGGGGCACUGCCGAGUGUCCUACCUACAAGAAAAUGGGUGAUCACACGGAAGUCAUCGAGAUUGAUUUUGAUCCGGCGAAGAUCAGCUACAUUGAUCUGCUGGAUUUGUUUUGGAACAAUCACGAGUACGGUUUGACAACUCGCAUGAAGCGCCAGUACAUGUCGCUCAUACUUUAUCACAGCGAGGAGCAACGCCAGAUCGCCGCUGCAAGCCGGGAGCAGGAACAGAUUAAGCGAUCACCGGAGCAGAUCAUCACCGAAAUUGCCCCAGCAGGCCCCUUCUAUCCUGCCGAAAAUUACCACCAAAAGUAUCGCCUUCAGGGUCAUAGCGAUCUGGCGAAGGGCAUCGGAUUGACGCCGGAAUUGCUGCACACCUCACAUGUAGCUGCUCGUCUGAACGGAUAUCUCAUUGGUGUGUCCGGAUUAAAGCAGUUCGAAGAGGAGGCCGAUCUACUGGGAUUGAGCAAGGAUCAGGUGCAGUACGUUCGGCAAUACGUCAUAGAGAACGAAGGUGGUGGCAUUUUCUGCUGAAGCAUUUCGGGCUAGCUGGGGUGAAACAAUGUAUAGUAUUCAUUCUCGGCAAGAGGGAAAGAUCGUCCUGAUUUCUCGCCUGAUGGGUGAUCGCUGAUAACGGUUUCAUAAAGCGUUGUCUUUCUUACGUUUAAAAAUUGGAUCGUGAAGAGAUUAGAUGAAUCGAUGCGAGGCGACUUGAUACGUGAUGUUAGUUUUAGUUGUGCUGAUAAUAAGAAAACGUGUUGGUGGCUGCUGCGUACUGGCGCAGCCCGUAGUAAUAAGAUAAUAAGUGCUUAAGAUGUCAAACGUGUUUAGAUAAUAGAUGAUUCAAUAAAAUGCUGAAAUGGUAUGCUUCUCAAUCAAAUCUCACUCAGUUUCAACGUUCGCAACAUUCAUCUGAUGAGAUUGGUUGACACAAGACAAACACGAUUA
Messenger RNA from Anopheles stephensi (Asian malaria mosquito), 1618 nucleotides. Its product is annotated as peptide methionine sulfoxide reductase-like. Gene Ontology annotation, molecular function: peptide-methionine (S)-S-oxide reductase activity. NCBI's taxonomy places the organism in Eukaryota, Metazoa, Arthropoda, Insecta, Diptera, Culicidae. The transcript has 4 exons. Bases 494 to 1204 code for a protein of 236 amino acids. The record is from RefSeq and is a predicted model, not a curated record.